ACCAACACAGCUACAACAAAAAGUGGUUUCCUGCUUGUGGGAGGUUGGUGUAAACCUGCAACCAUGAAGUUCUUGAUCCUUAUUCUUGUGUGUCUACAACUAUCAGAGGGCUUGGUGCGGGUCCCCCUGAUGAAAUCCAAGUCCAUCAGACAGAACAUGGCAGAGGCUGGCGUUUUGGACAAGUAUUUGCAGACACAUAAGAUCGACCUGUCCAGCAGAUAUAGAGGAUAUGCUGUUGUUACUGAGUCCAUGUACUUUGAUACAUAUUACUAUGGGCCAAUCAGCAUCGGAACACCUCCUCAGAAUUUUCUGGUUCUUUUUGAUACUGGAUCCUCAAAUCUCUGGGUCCCAUCUAGCUACUGUCAAAGUUCAGCCUGCACAAACCACAAUGUGUUUAAACCAAGUCAGUCCUCUACUUAUUCCUCAAAUGGACAGAAAUUCACCAUGGGCUAUGGUGGUGGGAAUGUAGCGAGCAGCGUCACUGGUCUGUUUGGAUAUGACACUGUUAGUAUCCAAGGAAUUUCCAUCACCAACCAGGAAUUUGGAUUGACAAUCACAGAACCGACUUCAAACUUUUACUAUUCUCCAUUUGAUGGCAUUUUGGGGUUGGCUUAUCCUGGCCUCUCUGUAGAAGGGGCUCAGACAGUGUUACAGGGAAUGAUGCAGGAGAACUUGCUAAAUCCAUCAAUGUUCAGCAUUUAUCUGGGCAGCCAGUCAGGAGAAAUUAUUUUUGGAGGCGUGGACUCUAAUCUUUACACUGGUCAGAUCUACUGGGCUCCCCUUUCUCAGGAACUGUAUUGGCAGGUUGCUCUUCAAGAGUUCUCCAUCAAUGGACAAGCUACUGGGUGGUGUAGCCAAGGUUGUCAGGCCAUUGUAGACACUGGAACCACACAGCUCAAUAUCCCCCAGACAUACUUGACAAAGCUGCUGCCAUACCUUGGCAUUCAGACCCAAAAUGGAGGAUAUUAUGUUAACUGUAACAAUCUACAGAACUUGCCAACCCUCAGCUUUACCAUCAAUGGAGUUUCCUUCCCCCUUCCCCCAUCAGCCUACAUAAUACAGGAGAAUGGCUACUGUUACGCAAACUUCCUAAACCUCAGCCUUCCUGCUCAGAAUGGACAACCUCUUUGGAUUUUGGGAGAUGUCUUCCUAAGACAGUAUUAUAGUGUCUUUGAUUAUGGAAACAACCAAAUUGGAUUUGCUUCAUUAGCAUAAGGAGUGUAUAGUGGAUUUACAGUAAUGGAAAAUACAGACAUAAGUGUUUCAAGUUACCAAUUACAUCAUUCAGUAGACAUUCAGUAGACCCUAAAUAAACUGCCAACAAAAUUA
Xenopus tropicalis (tropical clawed frog) is the source of this 1329-nucleotide messenger RNA. RefSeq names its product progastricsin gene 3 (gene pgc.3). Gene Ontology annotation, molecular function: aspartic-type endopeptidase activity. Gene Ontology annotation, cellular component: endosome. The record is from RefSeq and is a predicted model, not a curated record. The transcript has 9 exons. NCBI's taxonomy places the organism in Eukaryota, Metazoa, Chordata, Amphibia, Anura, Pipidae. Gene Ontology annotation, biological process: proteolysis. Bases 64 to 1215 code for a protein of 383 amino acids.